UAAGAAUGUGGUAUUUGUGGCAAUUUUCCAAUUAAAUAGUAUUUCCAAAAUUUAUAAAUACAAAAAGGAAACUAAUGACUUUGGGAUUAAAAAUCUAUAAUUUUUAAACAAAUUGCAUAAAAUUUUGAAUAGCUUUUUAGUAAAUAAAAAAUUUAUAAUUAUAAUAUUUCAAAAUUAUUAAAAUAUUUUAAUAUUUCUAUUAUUAUAUUAUUUGAAUAUAUUUACUUUAAUGAUGAUGUAUGAAUAUUCUCAUAUUUUAAAAUGUUUACCAAUGUGUUGUGCCAACCAACCCUAUUUAAUAAAAAGAAAUAAAAUUUUAAAAGAAAUAGUGAUAUUAAAGUGAAGUGUGGCUAUAUAUAGACAAGGUUACAACCAAAGAAUGAAAGAAUUAGUAUGAAGAAAGGAAAAUACAUGGCGAGUGAGGAGGAGGAGGAAAGAGGAACCGAGGAACCACUUAGUCCAGUUUCCCGGCUACUCAGUUCACCUGAACUAUGUGCCGUCAUUGUGGUAACACUAGGGUUGAAAACUAGAUGCAACAUAUCCUCAGUUGUUGCAGGCAUCAAGGAGUCAUCGAUUAAGCUCCCUCGCUUCUCUUGUAAACUGGACAUGGAUAGUAAAAAUAAAAAGAAAGGAGAACCAGUUUGGGUUCCCGUCAGAAUUCAAGUAGAAAGUCAUGUAAUUGUUCCAGAUCUAGAUCAUGUCAACCUAGAAAAUCCUGAGGAUUUCAUAGAAGAUUAUUGUUCUACCAUAGUCAAUACUUCAAUGGACAUGUCCAUACCACCAUGGGAGUUUCACGUGUUAAACCUAAAGACUUCAAAUGCAGAAUCUGUGGGUAUAGUAAAAUUUCAUCAUUCUUUGGGGGAUGGAAUGUCUCUUAUGUCACUUUUACUCGCUUGUUCGCGAAAAACAUCAGACCCCAACGCACUUCCUACUAUUGCUGCUACAACAAAAAAACAUCAAAAAUCUAAUGAUAAGGGUUGGUGGUUUAUUGGUAGCGGAUUUUGGUAUAUGAUAAGAUUCAUCUUCAUCAAUUUUGUUGAAGUGUUUAAAUUUGUGCUUACAUUAUGUUUCCUACGAGACACCAAAAGUGAUCUUUCGAGUGAAUCCAUGGAUGGAAUUCAACCUAAGAAAGUUAUCCAUCGGAUAAUAAACUUUGAUGAUGUCAAGUUGGUGAAGAACAUAAUGCAAAUGAAGGUAAAUGAUGUUCUUCUUGGAAUGACACAAGCAGGUCUCUCAAGAUAUUUGAGUAGAAAAUAUGCAGAUGAAGAUACUACGACCGAGAAGAAAAAAGUCUUAGACAGAAUUCAUCUUCGUGGUACUGUAGCUGUAAACUUAAGACCAUAUACAAACAUCCAGGAUCUGGACAAUGUGAUGACGAAAGGUGCAAAGUGUACAUGGGGAAACUUUGUAGGUCUCGUUAUAUUUCCUCUGUGGAUAAGAUCAGAAGAUGAUCCGUUAGAAUAUGUCCGACAAGCCAAAGCUACUAUGGAUAAGAAAAAACUUUCUUUAGAAGCAUUUAACUUUUACGGAGUCAUCAAACUCAGUAUGAAGUUUUUUGGAGAAAAGGUAGUACAAGCUAUUUCAAAGAGGUUAUUCGAUCAUACAACAUUGACAUAUUCAAAUAUGAUGGGUCCAGAUGAAGAAAUAAGUAUAUUUGACCAACCAAUAUCUUACCUCGCAGCAAGUGCAUUAACAGGAUCUCAACCCCAGUCAAUUUCUAAAAUAUCAAUUUAGACCACCUCUUUCUCUUUCUCUCUCGCCGAAGAUCCUUUCUGAUCGUCAAAAUCCAGUAAGCAAAAAAAUUCUCAGCUUUCGUCAACUCGAUUGCUUUCCCUCUCUGGGUUUUAAUUUUCUCGACCAAUUCAGCUUUACAGUAACGAUCUCUCUGAAUUGAUGGCAGUGGAAUUUGAAUCCGAGGAUGCGGCCAAGAUGUUCUACGACGAUUACUCUAGAAGUUUAGGGUUUGUGAUGCGUGUAAUGUCUUGUCGGAGAUCCGAGAGAGAUGGCAGAAUCCUUGCCCGGAGAUUCGGUUGUAAUAAAGAAGGUCGAUGUGUUAGUGUCCGUGGCAAGUCUGGUUCUGUCAGGAAACCAAGACAGAGCACGAGAGGAGGACUUGUAAGGCUAUGUGAUUCAUGUUAAGUACGACCGGUCUGGUAAACAUACUAAUUUCAAAUUGUUAUGAUUCUUUUUGCCAUAUAGUUUUAAUUUUCUACAUUUAAAAUGAAUAUUACUCAAAUUUAAACAAACUUUCAAUCUGGUAAAUAUUGUUUAUUUUGUUCUA
Messenger RNA from Brassica rapa (field mustard), 2281 nucleotides. RefSeq names its product O-acyltransferase WSD1. Gene Ontology annotation, molecular function: diacylglycerol O-acyltransferase activity. The record is from RefSeq and is a predicted model, not a curated record. Gene Ontology annotation, biological process: triglyceride biosynthetic process. Lineage: Eukaryota; Viridiplantae; Streptophyta; Magnoliopsida; Brassicales; Brassicaceae. Gene Ontology annotation, cellular component: plasma membrane.